UUUAUUUCAGAUGAAGAGCAAUACACAUUGUAGCAGCUGCCAGUACAUCAGAGAGAUGGGAACAUCAUCAUUAUCCUUUUUAAAUGUAUAAUAAAGUCAUCAAAGGAUCAUCAGGAAGUUUGUACUCUAUUUACUCAAUAUAAAAUAGUACAAAUCACCAAUAAAUGUUACUUUUUUGACACUUCCAAAGCAUGGCAAUAUGAUCAACUACUGGCUAAUUCUAUCUCUAGUUGGAUUUUUGAAUUUGUCUGGUUUUAAGUUCAAAAGCUCAAAUUAAAAAACCCUUCUUUUUUCCUUUCUGACUUUUAGAGACAGAACGUGCUGAUAAGUGUGACCUUUCUGAAAUGUGAGCAGCGAUCACCCACAAUAAUAUUUUAUUAAAAUCUUUUAGACAUGUCCAAAGAGUACAUCUUAGUGGCAGACAAGACUAUUUCAUAUUGAACAGCCAAUAGGGGAGAAAGGUUAAAGAUGCAAUGAACAUCUAUGACCAUUUCCCUUUUGUCUAGAAAGCUUGCCUAGCAAAGGGGCAUACUUGGCAUUGCUGUAUCAUAGAUGUGGCGAGUUGAAAGAGGCUGAAGUACCUGUGGCUCAUUAAGUGUAUAUGGCUCUUUGCCUAGAAACCAUAAUUCUUUGGCAUGUGUCUUAGUUUGGGAGGAGCUAGGUGUAGUUACAACAAUACAGCCUGUCUCUUGUUCAGGCACAACUCUUCACAGCAAGAGGCGAGCUUUCUACUUUAAAAAGACGGGGGAACAGACUUGGGGAAACUCUAAAGAGACGCUACAUGACUAAAUGACACUUGCUUCAGAAGAAAAUUUGUUUGCUCUCUACCAUUAUGGCUCAAUAUUAUCCAGGUGUGAUGCACACUUUUCCUUAUUCAUACCUGCCCCUUGGGCCUAAUCAUGUGUCUCCAAUGUCACAAGCCCCCAUGUUCCCUCCUAUCCAGAUGCACAACCUCUAUAGCAGGCCUCUUGCUCUCAUCUUGGACAGUAACAAUGGAUACAAUGACAAUGCUGCCCACCAAGUGGAGUACCAUCAUAUGUAUGGUGCACAUCCUUACUCCUAUCCUUAUCCCUGGUGGCACUGGCCCCAAGUGAGCCCUCUUCCUCUCUACAACCCCUAUGCCAACUAUCAUCCAUACACAGCAUACCAGCAACCACGCUGGGAUGUAUGGCCAGAGGGCUUCACCCUGAGGGGGGAGCUUCGUUGGGGCAGGCUUGAGAGAGUUGUGGGACCUAGGAGGGAUUUGCCAGAGUUUGUGAGAGAUGAUCUCAGAAGGGUCUAUGGCACCUAUCCAAGGACGGAUGUGUCCAUCACCUACCACAAUGGGGAAUUUCUUGUGAAAGGGGACCCUAUAGUAGGAGAACAAGAAUACCGGAUAGAGAAGAGAAUCAUCAGGAAGGAGCCCACCCCAAGUGUCAGUGAAACAGAGGACAACAGUGAAGACCAGAAAAGGAAGAAGAAAAAGAAAUCAAAAAGAUAAUCAAACUGGUCCUACAACUAUAUACAGCAGCAUUAAUUGAACUAAUAUCUCUAUGUUAAGAUGCAAGAGUCAGCUGUGGUGAAUGCUGCCGUCUGGGCUAGAAGUGCACAGCAGAUAAUGGGAAAUAUUCUUCUUUAAUCUUUUUACACUUUUCAAAGACAUUUUAGUAGCAACUGAUUACUAGAUUGUUCAGGCUUAUAUAUUAAUUAAUAAGCAUAAGUUUCUCUUGUGCUCUAAGAAAUAUCACCCUAUUCUGCUAGUAUCUGAGCCAUUUUCUUCAGAUCAAUGGACAGUUAUAUCAACCAAAAAUAUAGGUAUGAGACUUCAACUGUAGUCGCUGGCACUCUGUUCCUAUAAGUACCACUUACAAUUUAACACUACAAAAUCUCCCUAGUCCUUUUCUACCCUCUGCAAAAUCUCCCUAGUCCUUUUCUACCCUCUGCAUGUGAGUGGGAGAUCACUGGCUACGUAACUAAGUCAUAGAGUGCACUGCUUACUAUGGAAUUACUUAGAAUCUGAGAGCAAUGCAAGGUGGCGGUAUAUUGAAAUUUGUUCUCACACCUGUAUUUCACAUGCUCACACACAACAGUGAUUUUUUACAGCAGGAUUACGCUCAAUAUGAAUUCCAUAUUGUGUGACAUGUGCAAUUGAUGGUUCAUUACAUGUGCAUGAAUGAAACCAACAUUGUAGGGAGGGACCAUUAAGAGAUUUGCCUGGACACCAAGUUGGAGCCUAAUAUGUACACAAGCUAUAGAAUUUUAAAUAAAACAAGCAUG
Molecule: messenger RNA, 2256 nt
Organism: Pogona vitticeps (central bearded dragon)
Lineage: Eukaryota; Metazoa; Chordata; Lepidosauria; Squamata; Agamidae
Source: RefSeq, a predicted model, not a curated record